AUCAGGGGUUUGUCUUCUUGCCACGUCCAUUUCCGGAAUAAGACGGAAACCACCCUCAGCCAAUGAAACGUGAAAUCAAACUUUGAUCUAACAAAGCUCAGUGUCAUCCAGCAGAGGGUGCAAUUGACUUUGGGGAUUGUAAACCUCACGUUUAAGGUGAUGCCCUGCUGUGAACAACGUGCUUGGAAAUGAUGAACAGCUCCUUGUUAAAGUGAAUGGUGUAAACUCCAGGCUGUACAGGGACACACGGACUGUGACUAGAGGAAAUGACAUAAUGACCCUCUAAAGUCCCUGCCCACGUUCCAGUGCUCUUCUCCUGACUCUUGGUGCGGGGUGUGGUCACGUAUUCCGUUCAGUACCAACGGUCGACUCUGAAUCUGAACCUGCUGUUCUCUUCAACUUAAAACAUAAAUCAGAUCUGCAUCUCUGAUCAAGACAACGAUGAGACGCCUGCUCCACUACUAACCGAGCAAGAGAAAAGGUUUUUGUGGAGACGGGGAAGAGGGGACUACACAAUGAGGAUGGGAUUCCUUAAAGUGCUUAAAACUCAGUUCCUGUGCCAUCUCAUUAUCUGUUAUGUGUUCCUGGUCAGCGGGUUUAUCAUCAACCUGCUGCAGAUUUGUACUCUACCACUUUGGACCAUAAACAAGCAGCUUGCGCGCAAGUUCAACUGCAGAUUGGGUUAUUCUAUUGCCAGUCAAAUGGUGGCACUUUUGGAAUGGUGGUCCGGGACGGAAUGCACGCUUUACACAGACCCCAAAAGCUUUGCUCUCUAUGGCAAAGAAAAUGCCAUUGUUGUCCUCAAUCACAACUUUGAGAUCGAUUUUCUGUGUGGUUGGACCUUUUGUGAGAGAUUUGGUGUUUUAGGGAGCUCUAAAGUGUUGGCAAAAAAGGAGCUGUCUUACGUUCCUGUGAUUGGCUGGAUGUGGUACUUCCUAGAAAUCGUCUUUUGUAAAAGGAAAUGGGAGGAGGAUCGGAAGACAGUUGUCCAGGGCUUGCGCAACCUUCACGAUUACCCAGAAAACUUUUGGUUCCUGCUGCAUUGUGAGGGCACACGAUUUACAGAGAAGAAGCACAAACUUAGUAUGGAGGUGGCAGAGAAGAAAGGUCUCCCCAAACUCAAGUACCACCUUUUACCUCGUACCAAAGGCUUUUGUGUCACGGUCCAGAACCUCAGGGGAAAGGUUACUGCUGUGUACGAUUCUACACUUAAUUUCAGAAACAACGAAAUGCCAACCUUAUUGGGAAUGCUCAAUGGAAAAAAGUACCACGCUGAUUUAUAUGUGAGACGGAUUCCUCUGGAGUCAAUCCCAGAGGACGAGACGGAAUGUGCAGCCUGGCUUCACAAACUCUAUCAGGAAAAAGACCAGUUUCAAGAGCAUUACAAGCAGACAGGUCAAUACCCGGGUCCCAUUACAAACGCCCCGCGCCGACCUUGGGCGUUGCUGAACUGGCUCUUCUGGGUCUGCCUGUUGGUUUAUCCUCUCUGCAUACUGCUGUUACGACUGCUGAAUGCAGGGUCCACCUUCACUGUGCUUUGUACAUUAAUCUUCUGUAUAGCAGCAUCCGCUGGUAUGCGCUGGAUGAUUGGACAAACUGAGAUUGACAGGGGUUCCAACUAUGGGAACAAAGAGGGGCAACUGAGCAAUAAGUGAACGACUGCCGCCCAGCAGUGAUGAACUCGUGACUUUUCACUAAACAGAAACUGCCAACUGGCAAGUAAAACUGUCCACCUGAGUGAAAUUUGAGGAAACCAUGAUGUAAUAUGAGGAACUUGCAGUCAGUUGAUAUAUGGUGAAACACACUCGCCACAUUCAAAGACACAUAAAGGCCAUGUUUUAAAAAAAGGUCUGUUUAUUAAUAUUCUUCUUUAAAUAUUGCAAACACUGUUUUGAGGAGCAGAGAACCAACAACAUUGAUGCCUGUGUAAAAGCAAGUUUUCUGUGUUUGUCCACCUGACUGAGUGCAGCAGCGGAAAGGCGGAGUCAGACUGGCUUCUUCCCUCUCAUUGGUUGGUUAUGCUCAAACACUCAGACUGAAAAGGCACGACGUUGGCCAGGAUGCUGGUCGACGCAGCACAA
Misgurnus anguillicaudatus (oriental weatherfish) is the source of this 2081-nucleotide messenger RNA. RefSeq names its product 1-acylglycerol-3-phosphate O-acyltransferase 4 (lysophosphatidic acid acyltransferase, delta) (gene agpat4). Gene Ontology annotation, cellular component: mitochondrial outer membrane; endomembrane system. Gene Ontology annotation, molecular function: 1-acylglycerol-3-phosphate O-acyltransferase activity. The record is from RefSeq and is a predicted model, not a curated record. NCBI's taxonomy places the organism in Eukaryota, Metazoa, Chordata, Actinopteri, Cypriniformes, Cobitidae.